Molecule: messenger RNA, 1162 nt
Organism: Colletotrichum phormii
Lineage: Eukaryota; Fungi; Ascomycota; Sordariomycetes; Glomerellales; Glomerellaceae
Product: nuclear pore complex component
Exons: 3
Coding region: 187-1014 (275 amino acids)
Biological process (GO): spindle pole body duplication; protein import into nucleus
Cellular component (GO): nuclear outer membrane; nuclear pore transmembrane ring
Source: RefSeq, a predicted model, not a curated record
UGAAGCGGCGCAUUGAAGCACGCGAGCGCUCAGCGAUAGCGCAGCGUCUAAGAGACACUUUACUAACAAAAAAUAGGUUUGCGAAAUCAUUGGGAAGAGUAAGCCUUGACCCUGACUGCGGUCACCGCACAACGACCUCUACUCCUCGACCUCACCUCCUCAGCCUUGCCAGUCUCUGGUGCAGCGAUGUCUUCCUCAGCAAGCCGAGCUGCUGUCAGCACUCCCGUCAGAUCGACGCCGCAAAAGUCCACCCCCAUCGUCGACAGUCCUGGCACAUGGAGACAUCCACGUCUGAACGAAAUCACAAGACGGCGGAACGCAACGACCUUUUCCGAAAAGAACGUCAAAAGAAUAGCUCUGAACGUUGGCUUUCUUCUCAGUCUCUGGCUGUCCCAGAUCCUGUCACGUUCAUACAUUCCUGCACAAUGGUUUAGUAGCUCCCUGCGGUCAUAUCUGGGUUGGGCGUACUACCUGGUCCAGCUCAUUCCGCUGGUCAACAUUGGCAUGGCUAUGCUGCCUCUGCUCCGAUCCGCCGAUGAUCUAUCCGACAUCCCCCUGACGCCUGCUCAGCGCCAACUUCUCGGACUGCCGCCCAGUUCUGCGGCAGCCACACCUGAUGCUGUUUACAGCACCCCGCCGCGUUACUCGCGGACGCCUUCUCUGGCAGGUUCGCCUGCGAGCAACCGGAGUUUCUCUGGCUCCCCCCUUUCCGGCAGAGGCAGCCCAGCUCUCGGGAGCUCUUUCAAUGGAAACGGCUCUUUCAACGGAAAUGGACAGUCUUACUCUCCUUCGCCCCUUCACAACAGCCCUUCCAAGUUCUCGGCCAGUCUGAACAGCAACAGGAGAUCGUCCUUCGGCUCCUCCACGAACCUGGGAGCGAGCACUGCAUCUUCCCUCUUCCCUGAUCCGGGAACGCCGAGCCCCUCUACCGGAAAGCGGACCAGCGUAGGACUGAAUAAUAAGUGGCUUUACGAGAGAGGGAGGAGAUCUUCGGGUGGUAACUGGAUGCAUUAGGCGAUGACUGCGCACAAUGCCUUCAAGGUCCGAAGGGAAUUUGGGAGAUGGAUGACUGCGGCCAGUGGGAUGGAUACCUGGCGAAAGGCGUUUGGGUGUUAUGUUUCUCAUGGGGUGGAGACAAAGGAUGACUAGAUGCCUUACAAUA